Molecule: messenger RNA, 1326 nt
Organism: Trematomus bernacchii (emerald rockcod)
Lineage: Eukaryota; Metazoa; Chordata; Actinopteri; Perciformes; Nototheniidae
Gene: dnase1l4.1
Product: deoxyribonuclease 1 like 4, tandem duplicate 1
Exons: 10
Coding region: 114-1094 (326 amino acids)
Biological process (GO): DNA catabolic process
Cellular component (GO): nucleus
Molecular function (GO): DNA nuclease activity
Source: RefSeq, a predicted model, not a curated record
GAUUCACUGAUAAGAAAACCAGCUCUUCUUCCUGUUUUCUCCACUUUAUUGAAUCUCUUUGGGGAUAAACUCGUCUGAUUUUCACUGCAGACUCUCCUCGUCCAAAAGCCAUCAUGAAAAUAGCAGCUUUUAACAUCCAGAAGUUUGGAAGAAACAAAGUGUCCGACCCGGAUGUCCUCAAAAUCCUGAUCAAGAUCGUUUCUCGAUACGACAUCGUUGUGAUUUUGGAGGUCGUGGACAUCAGCGGAGACUCUGUGAAAACCUUGCUAGACGCACUCAACGAAGCGAACGGGAAGCAUCACUACACUCUGAAGAUCAGUAGCCGUCUGGGUCGAACACGAUACAAAGAGCAGUUCAUGUUCCUGUACAGGGAUGACCUUGUUGACCUUGUAGGCUCCUAUCAGUUUGAUGACCAGGUGACUGAGGGAGGAGACGUUUUCGCCAGAGAUCCAUACAUCCUGAGGUUCAGGUGUUUGAACACAGUGCUGAAGGACCUGGUGAUGAUCCCAGUUCACACCAAACCCGACGAUUCUGAGAAGGAGCUCGACGAACUGUACGAUGUUUUCCUGAACGUGAAGAAGAAGUGGAGGACUGAUAACGUGAUGAUCCUCGGAGAUUUUAACGCUGACGGGCUCUACGUCACUAAGAGAGAAAUGAAGGGAAUCAGAAUCCGCAGCGACAAAAACUUCCACUGGUUGAUCGCAGACGACGUCGACACCACGGCCAGCAACAAAAACGACCACACAUACGACAGGAUCGUGGUGUACGGAGACGACAUGCUGCAGGCCGUCGUGUCAAACUCUGCAAAACCUUUCAACUUCCAGAAGGCUUACAAACUCACCAUGGAGCAGACUCUGAAGGUGAGCGACCAUUACCCAGUGGAGGUGAGACUGAAGUCCGUCAACAACACUUCAGAGGAAGAGGAGGAUGAAGAGGAUGGUGUGUUCCCGCUGUUUCCCUUGACUCCUCCGCAGGACGAGGGUCUGCUGGAGCUUCAGAGAGGAAACCUGAUGCUGGAGAGAGAGAAGCUCAGCCUGGAGAUCCAGAUCCUCCGCAUGAAGGUGGCCAAGAUGAACGGCGGGAAUGAGAUUUAAACAAGAAACGAAACCACACAUUACCAGAAGAAAACAAUUUAAGUUGGCCCUGAUUUUAUUCUGGGUUCAAAACACUAUACCUCAGGCUCUUUACUGGACUGCUGCUCACAUCCCUCACUAAUAUGAACUGAGAACUUCUUUAAAGAGGCCCUAUUGUGUUUUUUGGGGGGUUUCCCUUUCCUGUAGUGUGUUAUACGUUGUUGUGCACGUAAAUUGUCUGAAAAGGUUAAAA